Messenger RNA from Histoplasma mississippiense, 132 nucleotides. RefSeq lists its product with no specific name. The transcript has a single exon. The record is from RefSeq and is a predicted model, not a curated record. The coding region runs from base 1 to 132 and encodes 43 amino acids. Lineage: Eukaryota; Fungi; Ascomycota; Eurotiomycetes; Onygenales; Ajellomycetaceae.
AUGCCCGGUAGAUCAGAGGCUAAUCCCAAGGUUAGUUCCCGGCUAUCCAUUGCCGCCGUUCAAGUAGAGAACCCCUCAAACACGAUAGCGUACGCGGACACAAACCACAUCCUAAGCAAGGGCCUGGUGUGA